Molecule: messenger RNA, 2264 nt
Organism: Halichondria panicea
Lineage: Eukaryota; Metazoa; Porifera; Demospongiae; Suberitida; Halichondriidae
Exons: 20
Coding region: 199-2220 (673 amino acids)
Biological process (GO): serine import into mitochondrion; monoatomic ion transport
Cellular component (GO): mitochondrial inner membrane
Molecular function (GO): monoatomic ion transmembrane transporter activity
Source: RefSeq, a predicted model, not a curated record
AUGGCCAUUGUUCAAGGAAUCUCUGCAUAUACGCAUAAAGGUCCUUCCUGAAGUUCCCUUUCGAAUUUCUCUCUCAAGCAAUUAUUAAAGUGAACAUUAUCAAGACUUCUCAGUUAACAAGAUUUUGUCUGUCUCUUCAGUGAAACCGCCAAUCAUAGCUAAAGUUCUGUCCUCAUUUGUAGUGCAAUCUUCUACAUAAUGUCCACUACCAAUCCUACUGAGAGCAGCCCUCCUUUGCCUCAUAUUGAUCUCUCCAAGCCCCGAUAUGAUCAGAACACGUACACAGGUCGUGCGAGGCACUUCUACGAGACUGCCAACCCGCUCAACCUAUUUGUGAGCACCAGGAAACUAGCGGAGGCUGCUCAGCUUGUCAAGGACCACAAGAGAGGGGCUGCUCCUAAAGGCACUACGGAGGAUCAGCUGUGGAAGGCCAAGCGGCUGUAUGACUCUGCCUACCAUCCGGACACAGGAGAGAAAAUGUUGCUUAUUGGGAGGAUGUCUUUCCAGGUACCAGGUCAAAUGACUAUCACUGGAUUCAUGCUCACCUUCUACAAGCACCCUGCUGCAGUGCUGUUCUGGCAGGCCACUAAUCAAGCAUACAUGGCUACCAUCAAUUUCACAAACAGAAGUGGAGACAAGUUUAUACCCACAGAUCAGCUGGUCAAGUGCGGCUUGGCGGCAACUACAGCUGCUACUACCACAGCUCUUAUAUUGAACAAAGUCGUUCAAACGCGUCUCCCUCCUCUGAUUGGACGGUUUGUGCCGUUUAUGGCGAUAGUGGCAGCCAACACAGUCAACAUCCCCCUCAUGAGACUAGACGAGUUUCACAACGGCAUACAGGUCACAGAUAAAGAGGGAAAUAAACUCGGAGAUGUGCGAUCUAAGACGGCUUCUAAUCAAGCGUUGUUCAAGGUCUUAUUGACACGAGUUAUAACAGCUCUUCCAGUUAUGGUUGUGCCUCCAAUUAUUAUGAACUCUCUGGAGAAAAGAUUUCCUAUAACUAGAGGACCUGCGAUGAGCACCUUGCUGUCAGUGGGACUGGCAGGGUUAUGUUUAUGGUUUGCUGUCCCCCUCAGCCUGGCUAUGUGGCCUCAGCAAAGUUCCAUGCACAUUUCCAAGCUGGAGCCGGAAGUGAGAGAAUCUGUUCUCAAAGUGUCCCCCAACACAACCACAGUGUAUUAUAACAAAGGACUAAAAGCUCACAAACACAUCUUCAAAGAAACAGCUACCAUGGACAAGUCUCCAACCACGAAUAUUGACCUAUCGAAGCCUCGUUAUGGAGACAAUACCUAUGGAGCAAGGUUCCACCACUUCUUAGAGACUACCAGUCCACUGAACGUAUUCGCAAGUAAUAGGAGACUGGCAGAGGCUGCUACCAUGGUCAAAGCUCACAGGGAAGGACAGACCCCUCAGGGCACUACGGAGGAUCAGCUGUGGGAGGCCAAGAGGCUGUAUGACUCUGCCUACCAUCCGGACACGGGAGAGAAGAUGUUGGUGUAUGGUCGAAUGUCGUUCCAAGUGCCUGGCAACAUGAUCAUCACAGGACUCAUGAUAACCUUCUACAGGACCACAGGUGCUGUAAUCUUUUGGCAGUCGGCUAAUCAGGGGUUUAAUGCUCUUGCAAACUUUACCAACCGUAGCGGAGUCAAAGACAUCCCUACAAAACAGGUUGUUGGAUGUGGAGUGGCUGCCACAGCUGUAGCUACCACCACUGCUCUCACUCUCAACAAAAUUGUGAAAAAAUACAAGCAGCGCCUGCCUCAUCUGAUUGGACGGUUUGUGCCCUUUGUUGCCAUAGCAGCGGCUAACAUGGUAAACAUUCCCCUUAUGAGAUGGGAGGAGUGGAACAAUGGCAUUCACGUGACUGACCAGGACGGGAACAAACUGGGAGACAAAGUCUCAAAGAAUGCAGCAAGAACAGGUGUUGCUCAAUCUGUUCUGUCAAGAAUCACAAUUGCUUUCCCAAUUUUGAUCAUCCCCCCAGUUAUUAUGGAGUCAUUAGGGAAGAUGGUCCCUAGUGUGGUUAGCAACACUGGGAUGAAUGCAAGUCUAACUGUGAUCUUGACUGGACUAUGCCUUUGGUUGGCUGUGCCGAUGGGCCUAGCAAUAUUCCCUCAGAGAAGUUCCAUGCACAUCUCCAAGCUGGAGCCGGAAGUGAGAGAGUCUGUUCUCGAUGUGUCCCCUAACACAACCACAGUGUAUUAUAACAAAGGACUCUGACUUUCAUAAGAAACCUUACCUUCAAACAUUUUUAUGCUUUUUUU